GGCCAAACGAUGCGGUUAACUGCUCGUCCGAAUCACAAGGGAAAGUGUCAAGAUAUUUGUAAUCUCCCUCGACAUCUCCAAUGCCCCGCAAUACUUAAAAGGUAACCGACCUCGGUUGCAGCUAUUGCGGUGAUCACCAAGAUUUAGAAGACCACCGAAUCGCUGUUGUAGAAAGCUAAGUUCUUAGUGCCCGAUUUAUCAAUUAAUCGGAACAAGUCGAGUUUGAAUCGACUGCGUGACGUGCAUCGAAAGCCAGCAAGUUCAUUGAAGUUCCACAUCAUGAGCGUGAAGCCGAUUGAUCCGUUCUCGGACCCGCGCAUUACCCAUGAAUAUGCGCAGCUGAACGGGCAGAGGUAUCACUAUCUGUAUGGAGUGCCAAAGUCGGGGAAAUGGCAUAGGACUAUUUUUCUGAUCCAUGGCUUCCCGGAUAUUUCUAUGGGAUGGCGAUAUCAGAUUCCGGUCCUGCUUGAAUUGGGGCUGCGCGUUGUUGCGCCAGAUAUGAUGGGCUACGGUGGAACCGAUGCUCCCCAGGUUCCUCCCAAUCUAGAUAAAUAUACGUACAAACGAGCCGCAGAUGAUUUGGCCGAAUUGGCGCGGCAAUUGAGAGAAACCCAGAUCAUUCUUGGAGGUCAUGAUUGGGGUGGAAUGAUCGUGUACCGCUUUGCGAACUGGUAUCCAAACCUCAUCUCGCAUCUUUUCUCGGUUUGUACCCCCUACCAGCGUCCCAACAAGACGUUCUGGUCGACGGAAGAGUUCGUGAAGGGACCCCUCCCGCAGUUUGGCUACCAGCUCCAUCUCGCCUCUGGAGAGAUCGAAAAGAACAUCAAUACGCCCGAGGGCAUCCGCCAAUUCUUGAAUGGCAUGUACGGUGCUCGUGGGCCGAACCGCGAGUCGACGUUUGACCCUGUCACCGGAGUUUCGUUCGAAAACCUUCCCAAGGUUGGGAAGACGAAGCUGCUCACGGACCGAGAAAUGGACUACUACACGCAAGAGUACUCCAAACAUGGGCUCAAUGGUCCUGUGAGCUGGUAUAGGACGCGGGAACCAAACUGGAGAGACGAAUUGUCCAUGGAAAAAGCUACACUGGACAUGCCUAUUCUAUUCAUUAGUGCGACACAGGAUGCCGUCCUCACACCGGCCAUGGCGAAGAACAUGUCCAGGAGUUUAACGAACCUCACUAUGCGGGAGGUCAAGGCCCAGCACUGGGCGUUGUGGCAGAAGGCGGAUGAAUGCAAUGCUCAUAUCAAGCAAUGGAUCCAGGAGGUCGUGCUCGGGAAGCAAAGUAGGCUCUAGGAUAGGAGCCCAUCUCGGGCCGGGGAUAUCGUAGAUACUCUUGUCUCCCCGUGCA
Eremomyces bilateralis CBS 781.70 is the source of this 1348-nucleotide messenger RNA. Its product is annotated as alpha/beta-hydrolase. NCBI's taxonomy places the organism in Eukaryota, Fungi, Ascomycota, Dothideomycetes, Eremomycetales, Eremomycetaceae. Gene Ontology annotation, molecular function: hydrolase activity. The transcript is spliced from 9 exons. The record is from RefSeq and is a predicted model, not a curated record. Bases 280 to 1293 code for a protein of 337 amino acids.